Messenger RNA from Bacidia gigantensis, 1356 nucleotides. RefSeq lists its product as uncharacterized. Lineage: Eukaryota; Fungi; Ascomycota; Lecanoromycetes; Lecanorales; Ramalinaceae. Bases 1 to 1356 code for a protein of 451 amino acids. The transcript has 2 exons. The record is from RefSeq and is a predicted model, not a curated record.
AUGCCUUACGAUACCCGACGAAAGUCGCUUUCGUUGCCUGCACUUGGGAUUCAGCUCCCUAACGCCUCUCGCGCUCACCGCCAUUCUACCACCAAGGCUUCCCCAACUCAAGAACGAUCCUCGCCACCACAACAGCCGCCCCAGAAAAGAAGAAAACAGUCACAUACGUCGGACUCAAGCUCGCCGCUAGCGACUCCUGCGCUGAAGGCAUCUACAACAUCCUCGUCAACGACCAAGAAUGUUUCUUUUGCUGAGAGGCCCAAAAUUGGAAGGCGCUAUGAAGAUACACCGCCCACGUCACCCGAACCCUCAUCGCGUACCACGUACGACACGAACGGCAUAAACGACGAAAUCGUCGUUGGAGUCAUCCAACAGCUAGAAAAGACCGGCAACCGGCCUCACAUGAUAAAGGAGCUUGCCACGGUGCUCUCGAGCGUCAACGACGCCGUCGCUAGCUCUGCAAAUCCAGGCGCUCUUCUCUCCUCCCGUCUUGCAGCAUACAUCAAGCGACCUGGAUGGAGCAUAUUAUCUCCAUGUCCAAUUGAAAAAGAACUCACCGCUGUUCAUCCUCGAAAGAUCUACUAUUUUCUCACCACCACACCCCACCAAGACCUCCCUACUGACUCAUCUGACCUCUUCGCCGCCUCGAAUGCGAUCGGGAAAGGAAGCAAAAGAAUCAUCUCGCCUAGCGUCAGCAGUGCGAGCGUUGAUGAGGACAUGGAAGCCGCCGAAGAAAGAAAGAGAGAGGCGUUGAGUCCAAGCCCCGAAGUUGACUUGUCGUCGCAUAAUCUCGAUGGGACCGACAACUCGCCGGAGAUGGACUUUGUUACCCCAGUCACCCCUGGUUCUUUUGUACACAGAUCAAGCCUGCCAAGAGUGGACUCGAAUAACUCGAGCUUCGAUCACAGCCUGUCCCCUCAUCACCGCGCCGCAAGCCCUCCCCUUGAAGGCGACGAAAAAGAAUUCACACAGACGGCGAGUAAUGUGAGGAUGCGUGGUAUGAGUCUGGACGACGCUCUCGCUAGGCCAACGAUCGAGCUCACAUCGUCACUCCAGUCCGUAGAAAAUGAAGAAGACAAAGCACGGCUUAACAGGGAAGCUGCUGAGGCUUUGUUCGGAACUCAUCACCCACAAUCACUUGGUCUACCCCUUGGAAGUAGCCCCAAGAGCAGUCCAUUGGUCAAGCCACUCCAGUCUUUUGCUGAGAAACAGACGACUGGCGCGGAAAACGAAGACACUGUGAUGCAGGAGUCAGGGUCCAUACUAGGUGACAGCGGGGCCGCAUUGACGUGGGAUACGAGAGAGCUAGAAGAAAUACAGAUCGAGGAUCUCGAUGAUCUGUUUGGGGCAUGUUGA